AGCAAAACCAAAUUGUUUCGUUUCUUCUUCGGUUUUUCUUCAUUUUCCUAAAGAAUACAGACAAUUAGGCCCUUUUUCGUGCAAUUCUUGGGGACACUUUUGGGUUUUGGACUAUAUUUAAACGAGGCUUAUUUUUGGAAGUUUUUUUUGUGAGAUUGUUGUUACAGCUCCUAACGCUUUACGCCGGUUGUAAUGUCAUUCCGAAGCCAGUCAGCUGAGGGACAGACCGGCAUUCAUCAAAUGGACGAGCAUAGUCCUCCUCCGGACACAGAAUUUGCUUCUAUAUACCGGAACUCUUGUCCAACAGCACCACCUCAUGCUAAUGAAGAAUUUCUUGAUGUCCCGAAAGGUUCAUCAAAAACAGUGCCCGUGGACACAAUAAAGCUUCCAAGAGACGAAGUCUCUUUGGAAGGGUCUCGACCUAUACGAAAGCAGAGGUCUUCUUUUAUGCAUGUUUCACAAGAAUGUGAUCUAGUGCGUCUUCCUACUUUUGCAGACGUCCCCCCUAACAAAUGGCACUCGUUGAUCAUUGAAAAACUUGAUCAGUGUUGUGUGAUCUUUGACUUCAAUGAUCCUUCUAGUGAUUUAUAUGGCAAAGAGGUAAAACGUGAAGCUCUUCAAGAUUUGAUUGAUCUUGUUUCUAUCCGAAAGGAGGCUUUUGACGAAUACAUUUAUCCCAACAUUGUUCAUAUGUUCAGUAUUAAUGUCUUUCGUCCACUACCUCCACCUUCGAUAAUAAAUGACAAUGAUGCAGUCGAGGUGGAGGAAGAUGAGCUAGCGCUCGAAGUUGCUUGGCCGCAUCUGCAUCUUGUCUAUGAUUUUUUCCUUCGGUUCUUCGAAUCUCCAAACUUAAAUACGUCCGUGGCCAAGGCCUUCAUUAAUCAGAAGUUUAUUCUCAAACUUCUAGAGUUGUUUGAUAGUGAAGAUCCUCGUGAACGAGAUUUCCUGAAGACAAUUCUUCAUCGGAUAUAUGGAAAGUUUCUGUCUCUAAGAGCAUUUGUUCGCCGCUCUAUAAACAAUAUUUUUCUUCGCUAUAUAUAUGAAGAAGAACGCUUUAAUGGUAUUGCCGAGUUGUUGGAAAUUCUCGGAAGUAUCAUUAAUGGCUUUGCUUUGCCCUUGAAGGAUGAACACAAGCUAUUUCUAAUUCGUGUUCUCUUGCCCUUACACAAGGCACGCUCUCUACCACUUUUCUAUCCACAAAUUGUAUAUGGUGUCGUUCAAUUUGUGGAAAAGGACCCCUCUCUAACAUGUGAUGUGAUCUAUGGUCUUUUACGUUACUGGCCAAAAGUAAACAGCUCUAAAGAAGUUCUAUUUUUGAACGAAAUUGAAGAUCUAAUCGAAGUGAUGGAGCCUUCUGAAUUCGUAAAGCUCCAGAUUCCGUUGCUUCAAAAACUGGCUAACUCGAUCUCGAGCCAAAAUUUUCAGGUUGCCGAGAGAGCCUUGUACUUGUUUAAUAACGACUAUUUUGUGCAUUUGGUUGAAGAAAAUGUUGAAGUUAUUCUACCCAUAAUGUACCCACCUCUUUACGAAAUAUCAAAGACGCAUUGGAAUCGCGUCAUCCAUCUCAUGGUUCGAAAUGUGCUGAAGUUAUUCAUGGAUAUCAACCCAGUUCUAUUUGACGAAAUUGAUUCUGAGUAUGUUGAGCUCCGUAGAGAGCGCGCACUCGAAGAAACUAAUAGAGCUACAAUGUGGAAAAAAGUUGAAGAGAUGGCCGAGGUGCAUAAAAAAGAAAACGACUCCGCUCAAGCAUCUUCCUUUCAGUCUGCUACGGACAAACUUCGUAGGCUUACCAUUAGUCCGGUGAACGAAGGUGAAAUUCUACCCUAAAAACAACAUUCAUUUUUCUGCUUUUUAGUUUAUGUGUUGUAGCAAUGAUAAUCAUGUUUAGUCUAUGAAUACAUUUUUAAGUUUCCUGUGUUUUGUUCGCUCGAAUUUUGUUUUGAAC
Molecule: messenger RNA, 1945 nt
Organism: Schizosaccharomyces japonicus yFS275
Lineage: Eukaryota; Fungi; Ascomycota; Schizosaccharomycetes; Schizosaccharomycetales; Schizosaccharomycetaceae
Product: protein phosphatase regulatory subunit Par1
Exons: 6
Coding region: 193-1827 (544 amino acids)
Biological process (GO): mitotic G1 cell size control checkpoint signaling; negative regulation of septation initiation signaling; deactivation of mitotic spindle assembly checkpoint
Cellular component (GO): mitotic actomyosin contractile ring; protein phosphatase type 2A complex; inner kinetochore
Molecular function (GO): protein phosphatase regulator activity
Source: RefSeq, a predicted model, not a curated record